AUGGCUCUUACGGAGGUCUACGGGGUAGAUGCCAUCUGGCACAACCAAUAUGUUGGACCAGAAACGGAUUUUAUCGGUAUUAGGAAACAAUUCGAAUGUGAUAUCAACGACAUGAUCUUGUUGGUUGCAAAACAUGUAGCAGAUGGAUUGUACGAGGUUAUCAGUAUGAAUGCUUCGGCUCAUUCCUUGACUGUCGUUUGUGGUUGUACGAAGAUGAGGCGGGAUUUGCCGCCGGAUAUGUUUGCGGAACCAAGUAUGUAG
Molecule: messenger RNA, 261 nt
Organism: Cadophora gregata
Lineage: Eukaryota; Fungi; Ascomycota; Leotiomycetes; Helotiales; Ploettnerulaceae
Exons: 1
Coding region: 1-261 (86 amino acids)
Source: RefSeq, a predicted model, not a curated record